Molecule: messenger RNA, 435 nt
Organism: Helianthus annuus (common sunflower)
Lineage: Eukaryota; Viridiplantae; Streptophyta; Magnoliopsida; Asterales; Asteraceae
Product: ethylene-responsive transcription factor 5
Exons: 1
Coding region: 1-435 (144 amino acids)
Biological process (GO): ethylene-activated signaling pathway; regulation of DNA-templated transcription
Molecular function (GO): DNA-binding transcription factor activity; DNA binding
Source: RefSeq, a predicted model, not a curated record
AUGGGCAGUACACCUGAAGAAGAGAAUUCGGAGGCCGAUUUGAACAAAACAGAGUUCGAGGAGGAGAAGGUGAAAUACAAAGGAAUACGGAAGCGGAGGUCAGGAAAGUUCGUUGCGGAGAUCGGAGAUCCGAAAAAACGCGGUAACGUUCGGCUGGGUACCUUUCUUUCUCCGAUUGAAGUUGCAAAAGCUUAUGAUAAAGCGGCUUUUAAAAUGCGUGGGACCAAAGCCAACCUUAAUUUUCCUCUUGACUUUGGCAUUUCACCGGAGGACUCAACUAAAACUAAGAAUGGCAUCGUUGGCCGGAAAAGAACCAAAGAUGUUAGUGAGGCGGAGGCAAAAGAUGACGGAUGGCUCAGAUUUGCAGAGGAGGGUAAAUAUGGUGGUGGUGCUGGGUUUGUUUAUACAGAGAGAGGUGUAAAAGAGAGAAGAUAG